CUCUCCUCCCCCUGUCUCGCCGCCGCCGCCUCUUGCUUCGCCGGUCACCCCGCUCAAGAUGUUGGGCGUCGCCGACGGAGGGACGCCGGAGGUCACCCUGCAGACCUCCAUGGGAGAAUUCACCGUCGAGAUGUACCACAAGCACGCUCCCAAGACCUGCAGGAACUUCAUCGAGCUCUCGCGCCGCGGAAACUACAACGACGUCAUCUUCCACCGCAUCAUCAAGGAUUUCAUCGUGCAAGGUGGGGAUCCUUCUGGAACAGGCAGGGGCGGCGAAUCCAUCUACGGAGCAAAGUUUGAGGACGAGAUAAGGCCAGAACUGAAGCACACCGGGGCUGGGAUUCUAUCGAUGGCAAAUGCUGGUCCAAAUACAAACGGAAGCCAGUUCUUCAUAACUCUUGCUCCUUGUCAGUCACUGGAUGGGAAGCACACAAUUUUUGGGAGAGUGUGCAGGGGAAUGGACAUUGUCAAGCGCCUUGGAAGCAUUCAGACAGACAAGAACGAUAGGCCCAUCCAUGAAGUGAAAAUCCUGAAGACUAGUGUCAAAGAUUGAAGCACGCUGGUCCUGCGUGUUGUCAUGACCUCUGAUCUGGCUGUGUCCGAUUCCUAAGUCUUGUAAUGUAAUGCAUUUUGGAGAAGUGAUACCAGCCAUUGGCAAACUUGUACUUUGGUGUUCCCUUUUAACAGCCGAUGGAUCCUUGAUCUA
This is a messenger RNA of Lolium rigidum, 706 nucleotides long. Its product is annotated as peptidyl-prolyl cis-trans isomerase CYP18-2-like. Gene Ontology annotation, biological process: protein peptidyl-prolyl isomerization; protein folding. Gene Ontology annotation, molecular function: peptidyl-prolyl cis-trans isomerase activity. The coding region runs from base 59 to 553 and encodes 164 amino acids. Lineage: Eukaryota; Viridiplantae; Streptophyta; Magnoliopsida; Poales; Poaceae. The transcript is spliced from 6 exons. Gene Ontology annotation, cellular component: catalytic step 2 spliceosome. The record is from RefSeq and is a predicted model, not a curated record.